Messenger RNA from Anguilla anguilla (European eel), 4867 nucleotides. RefSeq names its product fibroblast growth factor receptor 4 (gene fgfr4). Gene Ontology annotation, molecular function: fibroblast growth factor binding; ATP binding; fibroblast growth factor receptor activity. The coding region runs from base 1320 to 4139 and encodes 939 amino acids. The record is from RefSeq and is a predicted model, not a curated record. Gene Ontology annotation, biological process: multicellular organism development; protein phosphorylation; regulation of bile acid biosynthetic process. NCBI's taxonomy places the organism in Eukaryota, Metazoa, Chordata, Actinopteri, Anguilliformes, Anguillidae. The transcript has 21 exons. Gene Ontology annotation, cellular component: signaling receptor complex.
UUUCACCCAAAAAACAAACCGAUAAAGAUAUAACUUAUAUUUAAAAGGAGCAAACAGCAUGCCGUAAGCACGCAAAUUCAAAUUUAAUUAAGAUAAAUCCUGAAGGUACAUGGGGAUGCAUGCAAGCUGCUGCAUGAAGGCAAUGUAUCUCAGGUUGUCGGUCGCUACUUAUUUCAUAAUUUAAAAAAAAAGUGAAUUUAGCUAUGUUAACGCGAUUUGUACAACCGAAAAAGCUGAACACAAUUGUAAAUGGGCUCCUUCAAGAAAAUGUAAAGAAGGAAAUAAGUUCUAGAAACCGUCGAUAAUUUGUAAGUGAAUGGAGCCCGUUGUGCGGGGUAGAUUUUGGUUUAUAUUUGUGACUGGGGGCUGCCUCUGAGGGAUUAUUUUAUGGGGGGUGGGGGUUACAGAAUGCUACGUCCUCCUCCCCCCCUUCUCCCUCUCUCCCGUUUUAGUCCAUUGUUGUGACUCUCGCGCACACAGAGCCCCGAGACGGACCGGCAGUAGGACGCUCGGAGCAGCUCUGCCGCGUAACUGGAGAGUUGCUAAUUGAGAUUUCGGCUGGAUGUGCUUGUGAAUGCUUUAAGUUCUCCGGGACGAACCAUUAGCGAGCAGACCAAGAGGGAGAGAGAGAGCAAGAGGAGUGAUCGGAACAGAGCAAACAACUGACAUCUGUUCCAUUGUCAGCGCUGCUACGGCUACGUUAUUUCUACACGCCGUAGACUGGAGCAUCACACGGACUCACACCUUGCACUGGAUAUGUUUUUUCACUUUUUUCUCGAAAAACACGAAAAUGUUUUCUUUCAAAGCACUUUCGUUUCAGGCACAGAAAAAAACCGCUACAAUACCCUGUGGUAAUUCUCUUCAAAUGGAUUUAGCACUUCGUUCCUUGUGAAUCAACUUUACAGCGGUCUUGGCUACGAGAACCUAAUCAAGAAGGUUGAAUUGGACUUUGAGCGGCGUUCCAAGGAUCGGACUCCCUGCUCGUCUUGCGGGCAUUGUUUCUGUUUUUAAUGGAUUUAUAGUUUUAUCCGAACAUAUUUACCCUCCAACCGGGAAGGCCAGAGGAUCACCAAAGAUCAUUUUGGGGCGAAUAACUGGAGAUAAGCCCUAAAUGGGGAUUCCGAUUUUGCGUUACCUUGGCGAGAAUUAGGAAGCCUAUCAUCGACAGCAGAAGAAAGGGUUACGAGCCACAGGGGUGUAAACCGAGCUUGCCAAUGCUAGGAGACGGCAUCUGAGGUUUAGUGAACACUGAAGGAGUCUCCUUCCCUCCCUCCCCCCUCUCCCUGUACUACAAGGCCUGCACUCACCACGUCUGCAAGAUGAUCACCUCCUGCCAGCUUUCUGUCCUUAUCUUGUGCCUGGUGCAUGGUGUCCUGUCCAAAUCGGUCCUGAAGGAAGAGAGCAGAAUCAAAGUGCACAGACCUCCGCGCCCCCUCCUUCAGCCGGGGUACCCCGAGAACGUGACGGCGCAGGCGGGGGGGCAGGUGAGGCUGCAGUGUAAGGCCCACAGGCCCGCCUCCACGCGCAUCCAGUGGUUCAAACGGGACGGGGGCCAACGGGGAGCCGACGGCCAGCCAAUCCUCCGGGCUCUGACGCCACUUCUCAGCAACGUCUCCAAAGUCAACGUUCUGUCUCUCGCCAACGUCACCGCAGAGGAUGCUGGGGAGUACGUCUGCAGGGCGCAGAACGCAGGGCUGCAGUCUGCGCAGUCCGCCUGGCUGCACGUCCUACCAGAGAGGCCCCCUCCCCCUCCCCCUCCCCCGAACCCGGGACCGGACGCGGCCAGCCAACGUCCUGCCGACGAGGACCAGGGGGAGGACGCGGUGGAGCACCUGCUGCUGGAGCCGGGGGACGUCCUGAAGCUGCGCUGUGACACAAACCGCCCUGGCGCCAUCCACUGGUACAAAGGGGAACUGCGGGUCACCCACAGCGCCCGCAUACAGAUCCGCUCCACCUUCAUGGAGAUCACCGACGUGACGUACGAGGACUCGGGCCUGUACGUCUGCGUCCUGAGGGGCACCAGGGAGCCUCUGAGGAACUUCUCCAUCACUGUGGCAGAUUCACUGGGAUCAGGUGAUGAGGAUGAUGAUGAAGACAACGGGUUGGAUGACACUUCAACUGAAAUGGAGAACGACCAGGUCUACUUCACCAGAGGGCCGUACUGGACGCACACGCAGCGCAUGGAGAAGAAGCUCUACGCCGUUCCCGCCGGCAACACCGUGAAGUUCCGCUGCCCCGCCAUGGGCGCCCCGCUGCCCGCCAUCCGCUGGCUGAAGAACGGGCGGGAGUUCCGCGGGGAGCACCGGAUCGGGGGCUACAAGCUCCGGCACCAGCACUGGAGCCUGGUGAUGGAGAGCGUGGUGCCGUCGGACCGGGGGAACUACACCUGCGUGGUGGAGAACAAGUACGGCUCCAUCGCCCACAGCUACCUGCUGGACGUGCUGGAGCGCUCCCCGCACCGGCCCAUCCUGCAGGCGGGCCUUCCUGCCAACGUCACGGCGGUGGUGGGAGGGGACGUGCAGUUCUUCUGCAAGGUGUACAGCGACGCGCAGCCCCACAUCCAGUGGCUCAAGCACAUCGAGAAGAACGGCAGCCGCUUCGGGCCCGACGGCAUCCCCUACGUCCAGAUCCUGAAGACCGGCAGCCUGAACAUGUCGGAGGUGGAGGUUCUGUACCUGACCAACGUCUCCAUGGGGGACGCGGGAGAGUACACCUGCCUGGCCGGGAACUCCAUCGGAUUCUCCUACCAGUCCGCCUGGCUCACCGUCCUGUCAGAGGAGGAAGUGGCGGAGGAAGUGGAUCUGAUGGAGACCAAGUACACGGACAUCAUCAUCUACGCGUCGGGGCUGGUGGCGCUGGUCAUGGCGGUGGUGAUCGUGGUCCUGUGCCGCAUGCAGGCCAGCGGCAGCCGCGAGGCCUUCGACGUUCUCCCCGUGCAGAAGCUGUCCAAGUUCCCCCUGCGCAGACAGUACUCCGUGGAGUCGGACUCCUCGGGGAAGUCCAGCGCCUCCCUCAUGCGGGUGGCCCGCCUCUCCUCCAGCUGCUCCCCCAUGCUGGCCGGGGUGCUGGAGUUCGAUCUGCCCUACGACCCCGACUGGGAGUUCCCCAGGAAGAAUUUGACCCUUGGGAAGCCGCUCGGGGAAGGCUGUUUUGGUCAGGUGGUGAGAGCAGAGGCUUAUGGGAUACAGAAGGACAGCGCUGAGCAGGUCUCCACGGUGGCGGUGAAGAUGUUGAAAGACGACGCCACGGACAAAGACCUGGCCGACCUCAUCUCUGAGAUGGAGCUCAUGAAGCUGAUGGACAAACACAAGAACAUCAUCAACCUCCUGGGCGUGUGCACACAGAACGGGCCGCUGUACGUGCUGGUGGAGUUCGCCUCCAAAGGCAGCCUGCGGGAGUACCUUCGCGCCCGCCGCCCCCCCGGCAUGGACUACACCUUCGACGUGACCAAGGUGCCCGAGGAGCAGCUCACCUUCAAGGACCUGCUGUCCUGCGCCUACCAGGUGGCACGGGGCAUGGAGUACCUGGCCUCCAGACGGUGCAUCCACAGAGAUCUGGCGGCGCGGAACGUUCUGGUGACGGAAGACAACGUGAUGAAGAUCGCUGACUUCGGCCUGGCGCGCGGGGUCCACCAGAUCGACUACUACAAGAAAACCACCAACGGCCGGCUUCCUGUGAAGUGGAUGGCGCCGGAGGCCUUGUUCGACAGAGUCUACACGCACCAGAGCGACGUGUGGUCUUUCGGGGUCCUGAUGUGGGAGAUUUUCACUCUGGGGGGGUCUCCGUACCCCGGGAUCCCGGUGGAGGAGCUCUUCAAGCUGCUGAAGGAGGGGCAUCGCAUGGACAAGCCCUCCAACUGCACACAUGAGCUGUACAUGAAGAUGAGGGAGUGCUGGCUGGCUGUGCCGACCCAGAGGCCCACCUUCAAACAGCUGGUGGAGGAGCUGGACAGAGUGCUGCUGGCCGUCUCAGACGAGUACCUGGACCUGUCCACGCCGUUCGAGCAGUACUCCCCGUCCUGCGAAGACUCCUCCAGCUCCUGCUCCUCGGACAACGACUCGGUCUUUACCCACGAUGCCACCUCCACCGACCCCUGUCUCCUCGGCUACCACGACGUACACUCCAGGAUGAAGACCUGAAAUCCGCGCGGAACUCAAGAUGGAGGUCACCAGGAGCCGCUGGCCUGGGGCAUUAUACGGGGGUGGGGGGGGGGAGUUUGCUUUAAAAAAUACGCGCAUGAAAAAAACAGGUACGGACCAUGUUGGUUCUGGCCCCGAUCCUAAGAACGACAUGUCUGCUCGGCACUGCAAACCCCGGCCGGUCCAGCAGCUGCCCUGUGCCUUCAGGUUCUUCUCAAUGAGGCCACACUCAGCUGUUUGGGCUUUGUUGCCAUGGGGAUGGACAGCCAAUGGGCCUCAAGUACAAACUUUUUCUGAACAAAUAGAGCAGCACCAGAUCUGGUACAAUGUAGAACCAGUAUUGAAAGAUGAAAAGAGAAAAUAUAUUUUGUUAUAAAAAAUAAAAAAAAAGUGAUGACAUUGUGAAAUAUAAAUAUAUAUAUAAGAUUAUUUUACAAUCUGGUAUUUAAAAAUUGUCUUAAAUCUCAGGAUCUCUUGUAUUAAGUUGCUAUAAUGGCGGUAAAGUGCCUGAAUUUUCCGAUUUCCUGUGAAUAUAUUAAAUAUUAAAAUAUUUCUAUGUACAUAUCACAAAGAGAAAAAAAAGGCAGUUAGCUUUUAUAAAUUAUUUUUAAUGGUAUGAGAUGAAUUGUUGGGGUGAGAAAUAAUGUAAUUCUGACCACAUGUCAUUGUACUGGAAGUAAUAUUCUUUAACUAUGCAUUUAAUAAUAAUAAAAUAAUUAUGAAUUGCA